This is a messenger RNA of Gadus chalcogrammus (walleye pollock), 5754 nucleotides long. RefSeq names its product microtubule-associated protein 2 (gene map2). Lineage: Eukaryota; Metazoa; Chordata; Actinopteri; Gadiformes; Gadidae. The record is from RefSeq and is a predicted model, not a curated record. Gene Ontology annotation, biological process: microtubule cytoskeleton organization; neuron projection development. The coding region runs from base 1 to 5754 and encodes 1917 amino acids. Gene Ontology annotation, molecular function: microtubule binding. The transcript is spliced from 17 exons. Gene Ontology annotation, cellular component: neuron projection.
AUGGCGGACGGUCAGCGGUCCGAGGACAGCGCCCCCCAGUGGAACCCUUCAGGAAGGCAAGAUCCGUCGGCCCCACACGGCGCCAACGGCUUCUCCUCUUCCUCCUCCACCACCACCACAACUUCCUCCUCCUCCUCCUCCGCCUCAGCCUACAGGGCCUGCCAGCCAGGGGCCACCGGGCCCUUCUCUUCAGCCAGGGAGAAUGGCUUCAACGGGGUCAUGAGCGGGGCCCAUCCUGUGACCGCCGAGCAAGUGUCCGCACGGAUCGUACAGGAAGUGACUGCGGAGGCGGUGGCGGUUCUGAAAGGAGAGCAGGAGAGCCUAGCGGACACAGCCAAGAGGCUUCCUUCAGUUGAAGACACCACCAACUUGCCCCCCUCUCCCCCUCCUUCCCCUGCUGCGCAACACUUCGGCCCGCUGGAACGAGAUGUAGGGGAUGAGGAGGAGGCGGGGCCUCUCAGGCGCUUCCAAAACUCCCGUGAGAGGUGCAAGUUCCUCGCCCCCUCCAUCUCUGUGUCCGUGCCCGAGGACGAGCCCUACCACUCCGACGAGGAGUACUAUGAGCACCCCUUGUUCAGCCCAGAGUGGACACGCUCCGGCGUGCGCCCCGUGCAGGCCGUGCCCUUUAGACAGAUCGAAGAAGAAGAAACCAUGGAGGCUCUUACAGCCGACUACGAGGAGGAAGUGGAGGAGGAAGAGGAGGAGGAGGAGAGUACAGAAGCAGCAGAAUCUGAGGCAGCUAUUGAGGAGCAGCAGUGGAGCGGGGAUGAGCCUGAACUGGAAAGCCCCCCAGCUGAAGCCUUAGGGCAGGCAGAGGCUGUAGGAGAGGUCCAGGCUCCUGCCCAGGAUCAGGUCCCAGCAGUUAUUGCUGUCUCAGACAGCUCUGUGGACAGAGAGAUGGAGGAGGUGGAGCAGGAGGAGCAGGAUGAGAAGGAGGAAGAGCAGGAAGCAGAGGGUGAGGAGAGCCCUAAGAAAGCGUUGAAGAUGGAAUCGGAAAAGCAAGACAGUGAGCAGAGCGAGUCCAUGAGCCCAUGCAGCAUCGGCUCUGACAAGCGUGCCGAAGACAGCGCCGAGCCCCAGAUGCAGGAGUUCUUUGCUGGGGAAAGGAUGGUUCCGGAGAGUCCCACCAUGGACAUGCCCUGCUUUGUUCCUGCAAGUACGCCAAAUCAAGCCAAAGAACCGACACGAUCAAUGACCCUGCAGCCUACGUAUGGAGAACCCAUAACCGUAUCUGAGAAGCAGCCUUCGGUGGAGUUGGUUGAAUUCACCACCAUCAUCGAACCUUCUGAAUUCUCUCCUUUGGAGGUCAAAGCCCAUGGAGGAGAUGCCACGAUGGAGACGCGUGACAAAUCUGGGAUGUCAACGUAUUUUGAAACCUCUACUGUGGAUGUUGACGAAGCUCCACGUAAUAGAGCAGAAGGUUACUAUGAACUGAGCACAGUUGGAGAGGAGAACACUGAAACUGAUUCUUUGACCCAAGAAAUCAGCUACAGCACCCUUGCUCAGAUCCAGGAAUUGCCAGGAACCAAUAAAGGCUCAACAGAAGACACCAGGAGUUUCUUGGCUCCUGACAGGAAUAAUGAUUGCAAGUUGUCCCCUGGCAAAUUAGCUUUAGAUCAGAGGAGUUACUCCCUUAAUAUUACUAUUGGCGCAAUGGAUUCCAGUGGGCAAGGCAAACCUAGAAACCUCUCUCCUCUAGCUACGGAUAUAAUGUCCUAUACCAGUGGAAGUCUAGAUGAUACGGCAGACUACCUCCCAGUGACUACCCCCUCUGUAGAGAAACCGUCACCCUUUCCUCCCUUGAUCCUGGAGACUGCCGCCUCAGUCACUUCAGAUUGUUCCUCUCCUCCACAGAGUUCUGGGCAAGCUACAAUAUCCAGCCCUCAGCCAGAGUCUCCUGGAUCCCCUGAGGACUCCAAGUAUUCCUGUAAAAAUGGUACAGUUAUGGCACCAGACCUGCCUGAAAUGCUAGACCUUGGGACACGCUCUAGGCUGGCGUCGGAUAAUACUGACCCAGAAAUCAUGCCAAAAAAAUCGGAGGCCCCCGCUGAAGUGUUCACUGGUGACCCGAUGGCUAGUUUUGUCGCAGGACAAUUAAGCCACUCAGUCAGCAAAUCCGACAGCCAGAUAGAAGAGAUGGGCUAUUGUGUGUUUAGUGAAUAUUCAGGGCCCAUGCCAUCCCCUGCUGAUGUCCUAAGCCCUAUAGGUUCAUCCGCUCAAGUCUUUACCCCCUCGGUCCUUGAGGCAAAAAUGGCUGAGCAGGCUAGAAAACAAGCAGUUAGAGACACAUCAAUGGACGACAAGCACCAGUCCAUAGAGGUUGUGGAUGGUGACAUAAAACUAGACCAAAAUCAGACCGGCAAAAAGGAUGCAGAUGAAGAAAAGGUUGAGGCAGAUAAAGUGAAGCUGGAUAUUUCUGAAACUAAACCUGAGACCAUAAAACCAAGCCCACCCACCGAGGCAUUCGUAACACCAACUGUGACGGUCACUCUGGAAGAAGGCGGGAGAUGUGGGAGCGAGGCCGAACAGCAGCACAGCGGCGACGGUUCCGUGUCGGACACCGAGAUUGCAGACUAUGAGAGGCAGAUACGGAAGUUGGAGAUGGAGGACCGUCCUCUCAGCAUGGAGGAAGAGCGAGAGCUCCAGGAACUGAGAGAAAAGGUCAAGCUGGUUCACCAGGAGGCCUACGAAGAGGUGGACGCUGAAGAGAUGUACCAGUUGACCGGAGUGGCCAAAGACCACAUCGCCAAGCCUGCCAAAACCUCCCCAGCCUCGUCUGUUGACAGCGUUAUUGAUGAUGACAAGUUGCUCUCUCCGGUGCUCUCCCCAGCCAAGCGACAAGUAGAAGCCUAUGGUUCUCCCAAAAGAGUGAUCUCACCAGUGUUGGGUACAAGCAAGGACGAGGCAGAUAGAAAUCUAAGGGAACAGAAGGAAGCAGAAAAGAAAGAGAAGGAUGAGGUUGAGAGGAAAAUGAAUGAAGAGAAACAGAAGAAAGAAGAAGAGCAGAGAGAGAGGGUGGUAAUGGAAGAGAAAUCUAAACUUGAGGCAGAGAGGAAGUUGAAGGAGGAGCAAGAAAUAAAAGAGAGGGAGAUUAGAAAGAAAGAAGAGGAUGAAAAGAUUGAGAAAGAAAUGAAAGCCCAAAGGGAGAAAGGGGACAGAGAACGGGAAGAGAAAGAGAAGAUAGCAAAGGAGUUUGAGAAGGAAAAGCAAGAGAGAGAGCAAAGAGAGAAAAUAGAAAAGGAAGAGAAUGAUAAGAAGGAAAAGGAAGAGAGAGAAAAGAAGGAGCGGGAAGAGAAAGAAAAGGAGAAGGCAGAGAAAGAAAAGAAGGAGAGGGAAGAGAUAGAAAAGGAGAAGGCAGAGAAAGUAAAGAAGGAGAAGGAAGAGAUAGAAAGGAAGGAAAAGGAAGAGAUAGAAAAGAAAGAGAAGGAAGAGAAAGAAAAGAAGGAGAAGGAAGAGAUAGAAAAGGAGAAGGCAGAGAAAUUAAAGAAGGAGAAGGAAGAGGGAGAAAGGAAGGAGAAGGAAGAGAUAGAAAAGAAGGAAGUUGAGGAGAACGCAAAGAGGGAAAAGGAAGAGAAAGAAAAUAACCAGAACAUUCCUGAGCCUAAACCUGCGACAAGUGUUGGGGCGGCUUUGGGGGCCACCGAAACUGUUGUUGGAGUGAAGCUAGGUGAAAAAGAUGCAAAUCUCACUGCGAAGGAUUCUUUGGAAGCGCAGGAGGAUGAGGAUGAUAUCGAGGUGUUGGACGGGACCGGGGAAAAAGCUGGGACUUCCACGCAGGCUUGCAAGGAGAUCCCAGAGCCCCGUGCGGCAAUCGAGUCGGUGGUAACCGUGGAGGAUGACUUCAUCACUGUCGUCCAGACCAUCGAUGAAGAAGGAGAGGAGCCGGGACACAGCGUUCGCUUCUCCGCUCCCCCGGAGACUGCAGUCCACCAUGUCCCUGGUGCCGAAGAGGAAGAGGAGUGUGUGGAGGAGGCUGAAGAGGCUGAGAUGGAGGCUGGCAGUCUAGAGGAGAUAUUGGAUGUCCCUGAGGCCCAAGAGAUACCCUCCUCUCCAGAUAAGGAGGCCAAGACCACGGAGACAGAGGGACGGACAGAGAGCUACGACAGAGAUGAAACCACCAUCGACGACUCCAUCCUGGACAGCUCCUGGAUCGACACCCAAGACGAUGAUAGGAGCAUGGCCACAGAGAUGGAACAGCUGCCAUUGGCGCAUGAUGCUGCAAAGACGUCUGACCUGAAGCAGGAGAGGCAGCAAACCAAGCAAGAGAAGGCAGUGAAGACAAUGGCUAAAGAGAGCAGGGCCAAGGGCCGCGUGUCCACACCAGAACGCAAGCCUGUGCGUAAGGAACCAGUCUGCAUCCCCAGGGAGGAGGCUAAAAAGAAAAAAGCGGUGAUCAAGAAGACAGAGCUGACCAAGAAGGCAGAGACCCGGUCCCCUGCCAGGAGGAGCACCAUGAAGCCCUCCGCGCGCCAGACGCGGCCCAUCCAGCACCACUCCUGUCCCAGGAGGAGGGUUACAGCCACUUCCACAGACGGCCGCCACCCCUUCAGCGUUGCAAGGCAGUCCCUGGACCGAGUGGUGAGUAGUCCCACCGCAACAUGCCCAUUGGUGGAGAAAACAAAGUGUCCGGCCUUACGUACAAAAAGCUUCACAACGACAGCUUUUCGGAUGUCUCAAUUGGACAAUAGAAAGACGGAUGAAAAGAAAAUAAUAGCCUUAGGCAAGAAGGACGGAAGGUCAUGCAGCCCAGAGCAGCGCGCCUCCGUGCCACGGCCAGCCUCCAUCUUGACCCGCCACGGUCGCCACGGCGGCCACGACCAAGAGGAGAGCUCCACCUCCAUCACCAGCUCGGGAUCCACUGCUCCACGCAGACCCACCUCGUUCCGCACCGAGAUGAAGGCCGAACACAGGCUUGGACGCGCCUCUAGCAUGUCGGGCCUAGCGCUGGUGCGUUCCCGCUCAGCCCGCAGCGGCCACUCCACCCCCCGCACCGGGGGCUCCACGGCCGUCACCCCCGGCACCCCGCCCAGCUACUCCAGCUCGUCACGCAACCCGGCCACGCCCCGCUCCCUCAGCCUCAUCUCCCAGGAGCGCCGGGCGGUGACGGUGGCUGUGGUGCGCACGCCGCCCAAGUCCCCCGCCACCACCCCCAAGCAGCUGCGCAUCCUCAACCAGCCGCUGCCCGACUUCAAGAACGUCAAGUCCAAGAUCGGCUCUACAGAGAACAUCAAGUACCAACCCAAAGGAGGGCAGAUGCAGAUUUUAAACAAGAAGCUGGACUUCAGCCGCGUACAGUCAAAGUGCGGCUCCAGGGAUAACCUGAAGUACACUCCCCGCGGAGGCAAUGUACAGAUCCAGAACAAGAAGAUAGACUUGAGUCAUGUGACCUCAAAAUGUGGAUCCCUGGACAACAUCCACCAUAGACCAGGGGGCGGCAACAUCCGCAUCGAGAGCGUCAGGCUGGACUUCAAAGACAAGGCCCAGGCCAAGGUUGGCUCCCUGGACAAUGCAGGGCAGCCCAUCGGCCGUGGCCCCUACCUGAUCGAGAGCCACAAGGUGAUGUUCCAGGCCAAGCCGCGGGACCCCGGCGCGGACAUCGUGGUCACGUCGCAGUCGGAGGGCGAGGGUGUCGAGGGGGGGUCCCCGGGGGGGCGGCUGCUGUCCUCCUCCGGCAGCCUCGACAUGCUGGAGUCCCCGCAGCUGGCAACGCUGGCCGAGGACGUCACGGCCGCCCUGGCCAAGCAGGGCUUGUGA